Molecule: messenger RNA, 2084 nt
Organism: Sycon ciliatum
Lineage: Eukaryota; Metazoa; Porifera; Calcarea; Leucosolenida; Sycettidae
Product: E3 ubiquitin-protein ligase RNF19B-like
Exons: 5
Coding region: 287-1795 (502 amino acids)
Biological process (GO): ubiquitin-dependent protein catabolic process; protein polyubiquitination; positive regulation of proteasomal ubiquitin-dependent protein catabolic process
Cellular component (GO): ubiquitin ligase complex; cytoplasm
Molecular function (GO): ubiquitin protein ligase activity; ubiquitin conjugating enzyme binding; zinc ion binding
Source: RefSeq, a predicted model, not a curated record
UCGUCCUUUGGAAGUACAACAAGUAGCUUUACUGAGCUUCCAGCUCAAGGCUGGCGUAGCGGCCACAGCGGGAGGUUUGUUGACUCCAUAGUCCAUACCAGUCGGUAAUAAAUAAUAUAAGGUAAUAACCAUCUCUCGGAAACCAGCCAUUAGUUUUGGUAGCAGCAGCGGGAUUAUUUUUCCAUCUCCGUGGUGGCCUUGAGACUGCUGAAUAACAAGUUCUGAGCCUCGGAGAAAGUCCUUGACGUUUCCAUAGCCAGAACAUAGGCGAUAAAUUUAGAGAGCCAUGCCUCGGUGUACACAGAGUGGUGGCGCAGGGGCCGAGGGCGUCACGGCUUCGAAGAAGCAGAACGCGCAGGGUCGUCGUCGAAGUUUGCGUGACCUUUUUCGUCGGGGCCGCAAGCAACAAGCUCCCAGCACACUCGAUGAGACAGCGACGACCCCUGAAGACCCUCUUAUAAGCAGCAGCAACAGCAGCACGACACUGGAGCAGGAUUCGCUAGUGGACAGCAAAGACAAUCAAAAGGCGCAUUGUGAUGAUGAGGCGGACAACAAUGGAUCCGCUCCUCCGGCUACCGAACGCUCGUGUCCCGUUUGUUGUGCGGUGUUGGCGGCUGAUGACUUCCCAACCAUGACACUCGCAUGCACACACAGUACGUGUCGCUCGUGUCUUGAGACGUACUUUAAGCAGGAGAUUAUGGAGUCCAGAACAGGAUUGAAAUGUCCGCAGUGUGAAAACGAGUACGAAGCUCACGAUAUCACCAGAAUCCUGUCACAAAGUGAGAAUCCAGUGCUGGUGGACAGAUACCUUGAGUUCACGCUGCGUCGUUCGCUGGCGAGUAUGCCUGACAUUCGCUGGUGUCCCGCACCCGAUUGUGGCUAUGGUGUGAUCGCUAACAACUGUGCAAGCUGUCCAAAGUUAACGUGCAAGCGACCGGAGUGCGGGACAACAUUCUGUUACUUAUGUGAAACGGAAUGGCAUCCGUGCGAGACGUGCGUUGAAGCGUUCACACGACGUCUCAGCGAGAGCAUGGAGACUGCGAUCGCCGCAGAGAAUGCCGGAAGGAACGCACGUUCGGCCGCACCAGGAGCAGCAGCAACAUCAUCCCUGUGGAAGAGGCGAGGCUGGACGUCGCAUGGCAAGCAUCAGUAUGCUGAUGAAGGUGUGCUAUUGGUGAAGCUAUGCCCUAGCUGUCGCACAAAGAUCUGCCUCGCUGUCGGCUCAUGCAAUGAACUGAUGUGUCCACAGUGUUUGCACUCAUUCUGCUGGCUAUGUCUACAGUCACUUAUGGAUGAUCUGCAUUUCUUAAGUGCCUCAGGAUGCACGUACUUUGGAUCGCGUACCUGGAGUCGCCCGAGCACGGUAGCUGCACAGCUGCUGACAGUUGCCGGUGCGCCUCUCGUCCUGGCCGCUGUGACCGUUGCCAUACCACCACUUACGCUCAUCUACUUUCCCGCCAUCCUAGUGUACUUUGUAUCUACAUCAGGUGACAAGUCACCAGCGCGCAAGUGCCUGACCAUCGUAUGGUCUGCAGUGGCUGGUCUUCUCCUCUCUCCAAUUGUGGCGGCACUUGGCAUAGUACUUGCUAUACCGCUUGGCCUAGUGUACGCCUGCGGGUACAUACCAUACAAGAUGGUCAAACGCCGGAAACCGUCACCGCAUCGCUUCGGCAUCGAUGUCGAUGACGCUGAGUUGUGUCUGUACACGACGGACGACCCGGAAAGCGACGCCAGGAUGCUGGUCCCCCCAGGUGCCAGAAAUAAAGUCCGAGAUGCCCCCGAGGUUGAUGUGUAGCGUGGCGUCAACAGUGGAGCGUGUGUUUUGGUCUGUAACCAUUAUUCUGAUUUCGAAUUCAUCAUCUCUACACUGUUUAGUAAUCCCGUAGCUAUGGAAACGACGUUACUUCAGUAAUGUCUGGCGCUAGCCAGUGUCCACACAACUUUAAUUUUGGUGUUCACUCAUUCGUUUGUUUGUUUGUGUCACGCCUGGCGGUAUCCCGUAUCUGUCCCGUACCGUACCAUACCAUCUAAAACAGCUGGCCACAAUAUUCAAUAGGGCUUUCAAAUGCAAGAUUAUAACGUGA